AUGGAAGGUUUAGAAUUAAUCAGCUAAGGAGCAGAAGCAAAAGUCUACAAAGUUAAAAAUUUUCUAGGAGAGCCUGCAAUAAUGAAGGAGAAGUUAGUUAAGGCUUAUAGACAUCCUGAUCUUGAUCAAAGACUAUCAAAAGAGAGAAUUACUUUUGAAGUAAGAAAUAUGAUUAGAGCAAGAAAAGCUGGGAUAAACACUCCUUAUGUUAUGCAAACUGAUUUCGUUUAGCGUAAAAUUUACAUGUAAUAUAUUGAUGGACUCAAACUUAGAGAUUUUUUGUUUCAAUACUAAAAAACUGAGAAUAUGACAGAACUUUUAAAGGAAGUUGGAAGAAUAUUAGCGAAACUACAUGACUCUCAUAUUCUUCAUGGAGAUUUAACAACAUCAAAUAUUAUGGUUACUCAUCCAGUAGCAGAAACAACAAAAUUAUAUGGACAAAUAUAUUUAAUAGAUUUUGGUUUGAGCUACAUAAAAGAUAGCAUUGAAGAAAAGGCAGUAGACUUAUAUGUCUUAGAAAGGGCUUUUAUCAGCACUCAUCCAGAAUUAGAAAAUGAAUUUUAAGAGCUGCUUUAAGAAUAUAAAAGAGUAUGCAAAUAGGGUGAUAAAACAAUAAAAAAACUUAAUGAUGUUCGCAUGAGAGGUAGAAAGAAAGUAGCAUUUGGUUGA
Molecule: messenger RNA, 669 nt
Organism: Tetrahymena thermophila SB210
Lineage: Eukaryota; Ciliophora; Oligohymenophorea; Hymenostomatida; Tetrahymenidae
Product: Serine/Threonineprotein kinase bud32, putative
Exons: 8
Biological process (GO): protein phosphorylation
Cellular component (GO): nucleus; cytosol; EKC/KEOPS complex
Molecular function (GO): ATP binding; protein serine/threonine kinase activity
Source: RefSeq, a predicted model, not a curated record